This is a messenger RNA of Orbicella faveolata, 774 nucleotides long. RefSeq lists its product as uncharacterized. Gene Ontology annotation, cellular component: extracellular region. Gene Ontology annotation, biological process: carbohydrate metabolic process. Lineage: Eukaryota; Metazoa; Cnidaria; Anthozoa; Scleractinia; Merulinidae. Gene Ontology annotation, molecular function: chitinase activity; chitin binding. The record is from RefSeq and is a predicted model, not a curated record.
AGCUGUGAUAAAAAGAAAAACGAAGACAAACUCGACAGAAUGACCUAUAAAAUUACCUUAUACCUACUGGACUGAAACUCCAUUCAGACCUACUGCCUUAACAUACACAGGUGUACAGACUGUGCAGUGCUGCACUAGGUUUAAAGUUUCCGGUGUUCUCGUAAAGAACACCGUUCACCGUGCCGAGGUGCGUCAUUGUUUAAACAGGAGGGCAGCUGGGAUAGAGGAGAGUUCAGACAAGUCGUCUUCUCAAAGAGUGAGCCAUACAGCAUGCACAGUACAGCAAUGAACCAUUUUAUUGUUUUCAUCUGCUUAGUUGCGUUCAGGGAAGCUGUUGGGAGAAGUCCUUUAGCGGUUGACUCGAGCCAUGGUUUUAAGGAAAAGCGCUCCCUUCCAACACGCCAGCUUUUGGUUGGCUACUGGGGACAAAAUGCUAUUGGAACAAGAGUCAGCCGACAAUACUGGGAGAAGAACCUGCGCUACUUCUGCAAUAAUCACAAGUUUGAUGUCUACUUGGUGGCAUUUGUGCACCGGCUUUUCAGGAAUAACAGGAACAGAGACCGAAUUCCUGGAAUGAAUUUUGCCCAUCACUGCAGCUACCCGAUGUACAAAUGCCACCAAGUAGAUAUCAAACUUGUGAUUAUUGCAGAAGUAGCGCAGGUCCUUCUCCCAGUAUUGUCGGCUGACUCUUGUUCCAAUAGUAUUUUGUCCCCAGUAGCCAACCAAAAGCUGGCGUGCUGGAAGGGAGCGCUUUUCCUUAAAACCAUGACUUGA